AUGUAUAGAAAUGGUAAUCUUUAUGUUCCGCCAGAUAGGGAUCCACAAGAAACGGAGGACGAGCAACUUGAAAAGAAAAAGACAGUGAAGAGAACAAGGAGUGAUUCUUCAGAGCAAAAAACUCCUGUGGAAGUUACAGAUGAUAAAGAAAGGAACGAGCUUCGCAAAACCACAGGGGAAGUAAUGAAAAAAAUCAGAAAAACGCUCAUCGAAACUGGAAAAGACGAAGUGGACAUGAUUUCGACGUUAAAUGAUUCCAAAACGUUUUCCAAAACGGUGGAGAAUUACUUUGCUGCUUCUUUUUUGAUAGCGAAUGGAAGGCUGGGAAUCGAUGAACCCACGAGGGGUCCACUCACACUUCGAUUGACAAGACCAUCCAGUGAAAUGAGUGGAACGGACUCGGUGAAUCAGGGAAUUCUAAGCUUGAAUCCUGAGAGAAUGUUUAAGUUUUUGAAGAAAACAAAGAUCGGAGGAAAUCUCGAUCGUUCUUGGUGUAAACAAUAA
Blastocystis hominis is the source of this 504-nucleotide messenger RNA. RefSeq lists its product as hypothetical. The transcript has 3 exons. Gene Ontology annotation, biological process: DNA repair. Gene Ontology annotation, cellular component: nucleus; Smc5-Smc6 complex. NCBI's taxonomy places the organism in Eukaryota, Bigyra, Opalinata, Blastocystidae. The coding region runs from base 1 to 504 and encodes 167 amino acids. The record is from RefSeq and is a predicted model, not a curated record.